Molecule: messenger RNA, 2615 nt
Organism: Symbiodinium sp. CCMP2456
Lineage: Eukaryota; Dinophyceae; Suessiales; Symbiodiniaceae
Source: the annotation of a GenBank genome assembly
GUCAAGGCCCGACAUGGUCGCUUGUGUUGAGCUAUGAGCAAGAGCUUCGCAAAGCCGCGUACCGCUACAUUCGUGAUGGCCAGUGCCAAGACUUGCGUGCUGCUCUUGAAAAAGCAUGUGAUGCCCCGGAGGUUUUGACCACACACUUUGUCGUCCCGUUCACCUUGGGUAAGGUCGAGGAUCCUGUGGACAUGCCCGAUCUUGCAAAGGUGCCUUGGCUGCGUCAUGGAAAGGGUGGCAAAGGCGGCAAGGGCGGCGGCAAAGCUGCUCCAGAUUGGGGGCGGCAGUGGGGGAAGUCUAACAAGACUCCCGAUGGCAGAGCUCUGUGCUUCAAGUUCAACAAAGAAGUUGGUUGUUCCGAUCCUUCCUGCCGUUUUGCGCAUGUGUGCUGGCGCUGCUUCGGGAAGCAUUCUUUCCAGAAGUGCAAGUUCCGUAAAGCUCCUCCUGAGGUGGGGGGGUGUGUUGCGCAGCGUGCAGUUGCUGCUCCUGGCAAGCGCAAGCCGGUGGCCACGGCAGACGAGGCCGCGUCUGGUGAUGAGGACGAACUCUGGAACACUAUCUUUCCCAGCCGUGCCUGCUCGGGUCUAGAGUUUGAAGAAGGAGGCGACGGUCUACGCUUCGCUGGUUUGCGCGGGACAGGGCCACCGCUUUACUGUACAUCGGGCGGUGCGCGGAAGCCAUUCACCGACGGUUGCGGUCUGUGCUCACCUGGACGAUGGCCUCCCUCUGCGCGACAGGAUGCUUGCGAGAAUUCGAAAUUGUCCUUUCAUCAGCGCCUUGCGACAAAGCUGCAUCACUUCGUGGGGACAAAGCUCAAUGUGCGUGACCUGGCUUUCAAACUAGCUGCAGGUGCCGUCAGACAGUCUCCCUUCAGUGACGAAAUGCUGGAGGAAGGCAGAGGCAUCAUUUGGCAAGAGCUACGUGCAGCAGGAUGCCAGCUACCUGUAGAAGAGAGAGCGCCUGGUCAGCCCUUUUUCCUCGCUGCCAUCGAGGAACUGCUGCGACUUGCUGGUGACCCUGACUCGGCAGCCUUCUACACGGGCCAAGACUCUUUUGCUAAAGGGGUGCGCCUGGGUGUGGGGGUGGAACUUCCUCGAGUGCCUGCUGUUUUCACUGCCAAGGACCGUUGGAGAUCCUACCCAGAGGGUCCUGACGGGAUGGUGCUUCGUGACAACUACGUAUCCGCUAAGGAGCACGCCGCAGAAGUGCAAAAGCAGUUUGAGAUCGAGGCGGAGCUCGGCGCCAUGUACGAGAUGGAUUUGGAUGCUGCGUGCAGGGAGCUCGGCGAAGUGUCAGUCGCUUCGCUCGGGGCCAUUGAAAAGAAAGAUGGAUCCUACAGGGUGAUACAUGACGGGACGCAUGGCUUGUCUGUUAACAGUGCGAUAAAGGUACGGGAUCAAAUUCGCCACCCUGGAGCAGGAGACCUGAGACGUGCAAUGCAGACUCUGCCUACAGCAUUCUUCUCCCUCUCGGGGGACGUGGCGCGUGCCCAUCGACUCGUGAAGAUUGCGAAGCGUGACUGGAAGCAUCUUUGCUGUCGCACUGGCACUAAAGGUGAUGGCGUCAUCUGGGUGAACUGCGUCGGUACGUUUGGUGUUUCUUCAGCUGCGUACCACUGGUGUCGUCUCAUGUCAGGACUUGGGCGCUCGGCAUUCUUCUUGUUUGGAAAAUUGGGCUGGAUGCAACUUAUCUACGUCGACGAUGUUCUCUGGCUCGUCGGCGACAAAGGCGGCAUUGAGAAGCUGAUCACCGUGAUCUUCUACUACUCUGCGCUGGGGUUGCCAUUUGCCUGGAAGAAGUUUACGGGCGGCCUCGUUUGUAAGUGGGUCGGUUUCGAGUUGACGCUGGCCGAGAGAGCCUUAGGGCUUACGGAAGGAAGGGCAAAGUGGAUAGUCUCCUGGGUGUCGCACACUGUUGCAGCUGGCGAUGUUAGGAUGGCAGACCUACGGGCAGUGCUUGGCAGGCUUUCUUUCGCGUUCACUGUGCUUCCAAACUUCCGCCCACUUUUGGGCCCGCUUUAUGCCUGGAGUGCGGCGAUGGGGUCCUACCACAGUCGCCCGUUGCCAAAGCUGGUGGUCUUGCUCCUGAAUUUCUUGAAAGCUUCGCUGGAAAAGACAGGCAAAUGGCUAUUUCUGGCCGGAGAGUCUUAUCGUGCCAUUGCGUCUUUGGAGCUUCUCGCGACCUUGGCUGCCGUAGUACUCUUUGAUGUCCCGAGUGGUCAACACCUUGGCGGCGCGUGCUCUGCUAGCACCGACAAUCGCGGCAAUACUUUUGCCGUAUCAAAGUUGAUGACGACGAAAUUUCCUCUCUGUGCCUUUCUGUUGGAACUCGCCUUGCAGCUUCAGAUGAAAUCGUCAGAGCUGCAGUUGAGAUGGCUUCCCAGGCUCCAGAAUGUCGAGGCGGACCAGCUCACUAAUGGUGACUUCACCGGCUUCAGCGACAGCAAGCGGUUGCGGUUUUCGGUGAAUGAGUUUAGUGGCGUGUUGCUUUCGGACAUGCUUGAAUUGGGGUCCGAUCUCUACGGCUCGAUCAGGGAGGCCAAGGCGAAGGGCAAACUGCGUAUUCCUAAGGCGCGCAGAGAAGAAACGCUCAAGUGCAGAGAUCCUUGGAUGUAG